AUGUUUGACAACACGCAGUACCCCUAUAACUGCUUUAAUUACGAUGGGGAUGAUUAUCCUACCUGUAGUUCUGAUGAAGAGAAAAAAUUCACCAGACCGGCAUACAGCUACAUUGCCUUAAUUGCAAUGGCCAUCCAGCAAAGUCCUUCAAAUAAAGUCACCCUCUCUGGCAUUUAUGACUUUAUAAUGAAGAAAUUUCCUUACUACAGAUCAAAUCAAAGAGCCUGGCAGAACUCCAUCCGACAUAACUUAUCACUUAACAGUUGUUUUGUAAAGGUUCCCAGAACAGAAGGGAAUGAGAAGGGGAAAGGAAACUAUUGGAGCUUUGCAACGGGAUGCGAAUCCAUGCUGGAUCUCUUUGAAAAUGGGAAUUACAGGAGAAGAAGAAGGAGGAGGAACAUGAAAAGGGAACAUAAGGAGCAGAGACCAAGCAGAGGGAAAAGUCCUUCAUCCUCCAAUAUGUCUUCUAUGGACUCUGCUUUAAGCAACAUUUCCUCUUCCGAAAGUAAACAUGAAAGAAUUGAAUCAGGCCCAAGACUACUGGAGGCUCGUGGGCUUGCUCCAAACAGCAUGACUAACAGGCAGAGCCUAAGCAAUUCCUCCUUAGCAAAAUCGGAUUCUGAAAUUAAAUUCAGCAUUGAUUACAUCCUUUCUGCCCCCGACCCUCUGCCUGUCCUGAGAUCUCAGUAUCAUAUGCAAGAAAGUAAAUAUCAUCUACUGGAGGCCCAGCAAAUUAAUCUCCAGUUCUGGACAAUGUGA
Messenger RNA from Indicator indicator, 759 nucleotides. RefSeq names its product forkhead box L3 (gene FOXL3). The transcript is spliced from 3 exons. Gene Ontology annotation, molecular function: RNA polymerase II cis-regulatory region sequence-specific DNA binding; DNA-binding transcription factor activity, RNA polymerase II-specific. Gene Ontology annotation, biological process: cell differentiation; regulation of transcription by RNA polymerase II; anatomical structure morphogenesis. The record is from RefSeq and is a predicted model, not a curated record. Bases 1 to 759 code for a protein of 252 amino acids. Lineage: Eukaryota; Metazoa; Chordata; Aves; Piciformes; Indicatoridae.